This is a messenger RNA of Rhipicephalus sanguineus (brown dog tick), 2832 nucleotides long. RefSeq names its product cytochrome P450 20A1. Lineage: Eukaryota; Metazoa; Arthropoda; Arachnida; Ixodida; Ixodidae. Gene Ontology annotation, cellular component: membrane. The record is from RefSeq and is a predicted model, not a curated record. Bases 139 to 1530 code for a protein of 463 amino acids. The transcript is spliced from 11 exons. Gene Ontology annotation, molecular function: iron ion binding; oxidoreductase activity, acting on paired donors, with incorporation or reduction of molecular oxygen; heme binding.
GCUGCACACGCCGAAAUUUGGACAGUGGUACAAUUUAUCACGCAGCUGGUGGCUGCUUAUGGUGAGUUCUAGUUCGCCGCUGCAGAGCGCGGACGACACGAAGCGAACGGUUCCGGCGAGCUUGCGCCGACUUACAGAAUGUUAGAUUUUGCCAUAUUCGCAGUGUGUUUCGUCGUGUUUCUGGUGGCACUUGUACUGUACCUUUACCCGAGUUCCGCGAAACAAACGACUAUCCCUGGACUCGAGCCGUCGGAUAAAAAGGAGGGCAAUGUUGGCGACAUCGUCCAAGCAGGAGGACUGCAGAAUUUUCUCAUCUCCUUGCACAAGGACCAUGGACCUAUUGCAUCUUUCUGGAUCGGCACGAAACUGGUUGUCAGCAUCGGCAAAGUUGAUUUGUUCAAGACGCAAUCGCAUGUAUUUGACAAACCAGCUGAAUUGUUUGUGCUGUACCGUGACGUGAUGGGUGCAGGCAGCAUCUUCUUUGCAAAUGGAGCAGAGGCACGGAAAAGGCGCAGGCUCAUUGAUGAGGUGCUGACAGGAAAGUCUCUUGACAAGUUCCUAGGACCAAUAGAGAAGCUGUGCAGUGAAGUGGUGAUGCACUUGAAGGAUACUCCAGAUGACGAACAUGUGCCUGUGUACCAGUACAUGUAUGCCCUCUGCAUGAAGAUCUCUACCCGCCUGCUGUUCGGAGAGUAUUUCUACAAUGACAUGGAAGUGCUCAAAUUUAGCAGAAACUUUGAGCUGUGCAUAAAAGAACUUGAAGAGAUUGCCAAUGGUGUGGUGCUAGACUCAAACAGUCCUAGGACAAAGAAGUAUGAGGAAGCCGCAAAGGAGAUGAGGGCCCUGCUUGCAAAGGCAUUGCAGAAGUGCAAGGCAGGAGGUGACAACGCACUUCUGGCAAAUGUGUUGAAUGAUGCCUCUGUGCCUGAGGAGCAGGCCGUGGAUGACUGCGUCACAUUUGCAAUCAAAGGCUACUCUCUUGUUUCUGCCAUGACCUGGAUGCUGUACUUCCUUGCCACGCACCCUGAACUCCAAGACACCAUUGCUAAGGAAGUAAAGGAGACCGUCGAUAAAACCAAAGGCCUAUCCUGUCAAGCUCUCUUGAGCAUGAAGUCACUGCAAAACAGCAUCAAGGAGACCCUGCGUACUGCAACCGUUGAGCCGUGGGCAGCUCGCUGCCAAGAUGUGGACAUUGAUAUUGCUGGGCACAUCAUUCCCAAAAAGACACCUGUGAUUCAAGCAUUAGGAGUAGUUCUGCAUGAGCAAGAGAACUGGAAGGUGCCACAGAGGUUCGACACUUCAAGGUUUGAGGAUGCUCCGGAGGACCAGCUGGCCUUCUGCCCAUUUGGCUUUGCUGGCAAAAGACAGUGCCCGGGGCAGGACCUGAGCAUUCUGGUGAUGGGUAGUCUUUCUGGCCACGCUGUGCCCAGUGCUGAAGCUCACUUUGUAUCGGACCAAGUCGUCACCCCCAUGUCAGCACUGAUAACUCGACCGCAAGACGAGGUCUGGGUUACGCUCAAGAAAAGAUAGUCUGGCUCGCCUUCAAGACAAAGCACGAUACCUUGGCCUAUGCAGUUUCAGUCAACUGCGAAAAAAAAAAAAAAAGACUGUCGUUGGUGCCUGGCCUGAAUAACUUAUUGUGGGCCGUGACGAAAAUUAUGAAUCACUCGCAAGAAACCCAUGGCUGUGGCAAGGUGCGACGGUGGUGGUAGCAUAAGUGUUUGAUUUUGAUGGUUAAAAGAAAAUUAACAGAACCCUUAAUUUAAGCUGCUAUUUUGCACUUGAAAAAGGGAGAGCUAGGAAAAAGGUACAUGUAUCAUAAAUUUGUAACCGAAAGACAAACAGCGAACUAGAUGAGCAAGUUCCUGUGUAGAGUUGUUCUCAACCUUGUACGACUCUGGCAGGAGAACCUGCAUUGAUAAGAGCAAAGCAUUCAACAUGUUGAUAUGCACAUUGUAAGCAGUUCAUGCUUGUUGGGCCACCAACUGCUAGUGUCCCCAAAAUUACGGGCUGACAGCAUCUUGGGCCAUUUACAAAAUAAUUAUGAUCUGAAUGCCAACUUAUAUUCCUGCGAUUUCUUUGAGAGUUUGUGUGACACAGUCAUGCAUGCUAUAGAUGCCAUCAGGACAAGUAUUUCUGGGAAACAGUGUUUGAGCGUCUGGUCAUUGAGCUUGCAGGCACGUUCCCAAGUUCAGUGCAUUACUUGUUGAUUUGCUUCAAGUUCCUUCUUAAGGCACGUUUUGCUAGCAUUGCCUAUGCAUUAGUGGUGUCAUAAAACUUGAUGCACAAAAGCUAAACUGUAGUUUUUGUGCAGUCACCACGUUCCGUAAGCCACCACGACUAUGCUUUCUCACAACUAUUAGAAACGUGAAUUUUUGUUGUAAAAUUUUGCUAGACAAAUUGUACCUUUUGACAAGGUUUGUAGCAAGAGUGCCAUUAGCUCUGAAAACAUUAGUGAGUGGUUAGAGCAAUAACUAAGAUCAGUGACUAAAUCUAGGUUGUUGGUGUGUGUGUGUUAAGCCGGAAUUCCCCAUUUGAUAACAUUACGAUGUUAACAUUGCAUGUGUGUGCUGAUGAGUCAACUCCUUCACUGGAAACAUUCACAUUUAAAUGCACAAAAACCAAAUGCACGUAUGGGCAACGAGACUUUGGAGGCCUAUUACUGAGUGAAAGCGUGGGUGUCUGAAAUGAAUGUUAAUCAUGUUUACUUAAGCUGCAGUAACUUUCCUACAGAUUACGCACAGGUGAUGGGAAGUAUCACCACAACAAGGCUUCUUUUUAUAUUUGUGGUUCCUUUGGUUACAAUAAAAUGGUCAUUUUGGCAACUUUCAA